AUUUUAUUCCUUUGCGACGACGACGGCAGCAGCAUGGCCAAGUCCCGCAAGCUCAACCCGUGGGCAGAGCAGAUGAUCGCGGCCUUCCAGCUGCCACCGCUCAAGGACGACGAGUACUUUGUGCAGUGGGAGACGGGCCGGCUCGGCGUCAACAUCAUGGAGGACAAGGAGUCGGAGCUGCCGAUCGUCUGGACGAUCAUUGAUCCAUCGAGCCCACUCGCGGCCGCGAUGGAGGUGGGCGACUACCUCCUCUGCGUCAACGAGCUCCGCGCCGAAGACAAUACGUUCCACAGCUUUCUCCAGCUUCUCACGACCAAGCAAAAGCCGGUACUACUUCGCUUUCGCCGGGCGCGACCACGCGACGACACACAGCCGGAGCCGCCCUUGCCGCGGUCCAAGUCGUUCAAGGGCGAGACCAAGCCCAAUGGCGAAAAGCCAAGCUUGAAGCCAAGCCUGAGCAGCGACAGUCUCUUUCGCAACCGCGCGCCCUCGCGCUCGUCGCGCAAGCUCGACGUGCCGACAGUACGGAUCGAGAGCCCGGAGGAGCCCAAGCCCGUCUCGCCGCGCGACCUCCUGGCGAUGGACCCGUACCGCAAGUACCGGUACGAGUUUGAGUGGGUCGACGGUGCACUCGGCUUGUACUUUGGCGAGGAUGAGAGCCUGAAUAUGCCCGUGAUCACACGCACGCUGCCGCAUGCGAGUCCGGAGCUGCUCACGAACGUAGCACCCAACGACAUUCUCGUCUCGGCCAACGGCCUCUCGUCCUACGACGUGUCCUUUGCAGACUUUUUCACACAGCUCCAGCACUGGCCCAAGCCGAUCCACCUCGUGUUCCAGACAGCGCGUCCGCCAAGCCCGUCAACGCCGAAAGGCGCGCCGCCAUCGAGUCCGCCCCACGACCCGAUCAACCGCGUGCCGAGCCCACCGCCAGACCACGUCCAAGAGCCGGUGCGCGAGUCGACCAAGAUGAAGAUCAUGUCGUUUGGCCACAAGGCACUCAAGCCGACGACCGUGUCGCCCAAUCUGACAACAACGACGUCGACACCACCGGGACGCGAGAAGGCGGCGCCCAAGCCCAUUGUGACGACACCGCCCCGAGACACGACAGCAUCGCUGCUGCAUGCACCGGCGCCAUCCCCGCCGAGGGUCGCCGGCAAAGGCAAGGCCAAAGCGUCGUCGCCUGUGACGAGCGAGCCGUCGCCACCGUCCACCCUGACACACACUGCGUCACCGCAGACAAAAGCGUCGCUGUCGCCGCCGAUGCCAGUCGCGCGGUCGACCUCUCCGCCGGCACCGACACCGGUGACGUCACCGAGUCCGACGCCUGUCACAUCGCCACCGCCACCGCCUGUCUCGUCGCCGAAUCCGGCCGAUGCCAAGACGCCUGUCUUUGAGGACAGUGACUCGGACGACGAGGAAGGCGACCGCAAGGCAUUUGGGUCCGAGUACUUGGACGACGACUUGCCGCCCGCGGUGGCCGACCCGCCGCCGGUCGUCGUCGUUGCCCAGCACGAUGCGCUGUUCGCAUCAACCAGUCACGACGACGACAGUGCGUCCGAGGUUGACUCGGACAUGGACUUGGAUCUCGAAGAGGAGGAAGAAGAGGGCACGGUGGAGAACGAGCCGAUGCCGAAGCUCGACUACCCGGUGCGGAAGGAGCGGUCGUCCGAGGCCGCCGUCGACGAUGGUCCGCGGGUCUCGAGCGUGCCAAAGCCAUUGCCGUCCCGCGGUGGCGGUGAGCGUUCGGGGAAAGCGCGCGGCCGCGGCAAGAACAAGCGCAGCAGUGCCAGCGGGGCGGCCAAGCUGGCCAAGAUUACAGAGAACGACGAGCAGACGAUCCCGCUGCUCGAGCCCAACUCGGUCAACAUGAAGCUCAACGUUCGCGGGAAACUCAAGAGCCAGCGCGUGAGCAAGAUGGACACGCCCGACAGCUCGCUGUACCUCCUCAAGUGGAAAGAAAACCGCAGCAUUGGCCUCCAGCUGCGCGAGUGCCGGCUCAGCAAAGGCGUCUACCCGAUGGUCGUCCUUGUCUGCCGAGAGCCAUGCUGCGAGUCGCUCCGGCACGUGAGCGUCGGCGACGUCCUCCUCGAGAUCAACGGUCGCGACACGGCCAUGAUGGGUGUCAAGAAGACGAUCAGCUUUGUGAAAACGUGCAGUAAGACCGCGCUCCUCAAGCUCAAGCGCGGCCCCGGCUUCUCCGUGCAGCGCGUCAGCGCCACGUUCUAACCCGCGGAGGACUGGUAGAUUAAUAGUGAACGCAGCGUUCCGUUAGAGUG
Saprolegnia parasitica CBS 223.65 is the source of this 2276-nucleotide messenger RNA. RefSeq lists its product as hypothetical. The coding region runs from base 34 to 2226 and encodes 730 amino acids. The record is from RefSeq and is a predicted model, not a curated record. The transcript has a single exon. Gene Ontology annotation, molecular function: protein binding. NCBI's taxonomy places the organism in Eukaryota, Oomycota, Saprolegniomycetes, Saprolegniales, Saprolegniaceae.